CUGAGUUGUCAAACGGUUCUAUUUGCUACCCGGUUCCGUGACUUUUCAUAGUCCAAUCUGUCAUCUGUCAGUAGUGUCGCGCGAGAUCGCGGCAAUGAUACUUCGUCUUCGUACUUAAUAACGAGUGUCAUCUGAGACGAUUAAUCAUGAUGUGUGAGCGAGUCUCCUCAAUUCUGACAAUACGCGCGAAAAGUACUGUUCGAGCGACGCUUCGCUGUCGACGCUGAUUCUACCGAGAUGCUAUCGCCAAUCUAGAUCCUGGCAAAGGUAAACGAGACAGAUUCCGAAAGCAAACAAACUACGAAUAUCGAGUCAAUGGAGUGUUUUCGAGAAACGGCAAGAGAUAGAAAGAAAGAGAGAGAUCUAUGAUGACUCCGCAACCUCCGGAAAGUUCAGCUUGAAUUAAUUGAUAAUUUUGAUAUUGGAGGGAUGUAGGUUUUAUGAUUUCUCUUCGAAGAGAGAUUUUCUUCGGUGUCAUGUUGAACGAUGCAAGAUUAAAAACUAUACACGUUUUAUAUUAUCACGUGUUAAUUAGAAUGCAAGAUUGGAAUGAGUCAAAUGAAUCGAAAUAUCGUUGAAUUACAGUUACAAUUAUUAUGGAGCCUCAUUGAGAAUCGGAAUUUAAAAUCUCGUACGAAACGGGAAGUCUGAUUAGAGCGCAGUAAUUCGCAGCAUGUUGUCAAUAAGUCAUUCCGGAGGAGGGAAAUGAGAUUAAAAGGAACAAUACAUUGGCAAUUAUGUAACGGUCAUAAACAAGACUUAUCUUGGUGAUGGAGGAUUACACGCCAAUCGACGAGGACUUUCCGGGCCGGCUGUUGCAUCAGGCCGCGCUCUGGGACAAUGCCGAGCUGCUGGAGGAUCUGCUACGUGGCGAACACGCGCAGUACAUUAAUAGCAAGGACUCGUGGGGUAGAACGCCACUGCAUGCGGCCGCGAUCACAGAAAAUUCUCGCUGUCUGGAUGUCUUGCUAACCGCCGGAGCCGAUCCGAACGUUGUUUGCGGUCCUCGCGGUCAUCAUCGAACGCCGCUACACGUAUGUGCGGAGCACGGUCACGCCGGUAACGUGGAAAGACUGCUGAGUUUCAAUGCGGAUCUCAUGAUCCGCGACGAUGAUGGCUUGCAGCCGCUCGAUAUCGCCGAGAGAGGCAAACACGACUCUUGUAUUCAUCUUCUGAAAGCGGCGGCUGAGCAAUAUGAACUGGCAAAACAGGCGACCCACGCGUCCUUACGCGCAGCUUGUAUCCAAGGUGACACGGUGGCCGCCCGGAGCAUCAUUCAGAGCUUGUCGACUGAUCUAGAAUGCGUGGUGAAUAUGACACCGAACGGCGCUAACACACUGCUCUUCAUCGCCUGCGAGAGCGGCCAUAAGGACAUCGUUCGGCUGCUACUGGAUCACGGCGUCGAUUGCAGGAUUCAUCCGGUUACUAAAUACUGUCCGCUCUAUAUAGCGUGUUAUCACGGCAAGGUGGAAAUCGUCGACUUACUACUUCGACAUUUUCCCAAGCAGGUGCAACAGCUUACGGUAGAGCGUUGGUUGCCGAUACAUGCAGCCACGAUAAACGGUCAUCAUUCAGUAAUUGAUGCGUUGCUUAAAUUUGAAUAUCCGCAACACGUGUAUCAGCGAUACAAAGAUCCGUCCGGCGAAUUCGAAUACGAUCUGCCGUUUGAUAUCAAUGCGCAAGAUGUCACCGGUCAACAUGCGCUUUAUAUAGCCAGCAUGCUGGGCAAUAUCAAAUGUGUUGAAUUAUUUUUGGGUUAUCGAGUGAAGGCGAGAACAACCAAGGAGGAGGAUAGCGUGGGUGGCGCGCAACAGCUUCCCGUAUCGAAACACAAAAUCUCCAGCGGUAUCCAAAGACUGAUGUCAUCCUUGAAUUUUCGUAGCAAAACAUCCACGGAUAAAAGAGAUGAUAAAAUGAUAUAUCCGGUAAAUCUGGAUCUUUAUUGCAACAACGGCAGCGAAACGGCAUUGCACGCGGCCGUUAGGAGUCGACAUACUGAAGUAGUGAACGCUCUUCUUCAAGCUGGUGCCAAUCUAGAAUUGCCUGUUAAAGUCUUGUAUGAUCAAAAUGAUCCCGAGGGCAGUUACUCCAGCGUAUUGACGAUAGCAUGUCAAAAUCGCGACGUAAAGAUCGUGGAUCUGCUGUUAAAACAUGGUGCUGUCGACAACGAGUGCAAGGCGCUGAAGAUCGCCGCACAGAAUCGCGAUGAGACAUUGACUGCAAAGUUGCUGUCGAUUAAAGCGCAUCCGGACUCCGAAUACAAAAUUAAUAAAAAAGCGAUGACCGAGUGCACACAAAGCUCGCAUUUCUCCGCCUUAUCAUCUUUCGGUCAUGUCACCUAUUCUACGUUGUUUCCGAAAACACCCACCAUGAUCAAUUGGCAUAAUCAACAGUGUCGUCUCUCGCAGAUCCGUUUGCAAUGGCUGAUCGACGCGGUGCUGCACGUCAACAAGAAGCUGAGCCCAAAGAACAACGAUCUGGUGCUGUACGCCAUCACGCGAAUUGAUAUCUCUCACAAUUCCAUAACUUCCAUGCCGUCUGCCGUGUUCUAUCUGCAGAGUUUACGUUAUCUCAAUAUGGCACAGAACAAAAUCGACACUCUUACUGCUGACUCUAAAAACCCGAAGGACAAGCUAUGCCCAGUUCUAGAGGAGAUGUAUCUCCAAGACAAUCGAUUGGAGCAACUGCCCGAAUUCAUUAUGAAUCUUCCAGCUCUCGAAAUCAUAGACGUCUCCAACAAUAAGUUGCAGUGCCUGCCACAGAAUUUGUGGCGCGCACCCAAACUCAAGGAACUGAACGCGUCGUUUAAUCUAUUACGCGAUUUACCCAGUCAAGUGUCGCAGAAUAUCCUAAGAAAGUCGCAGCGCGGUUCCGACGAGACGCAACAGACAUGCACCGACUUCCGUGGACUGGCCAUUGUGCCGCGGAUAGAGUCUAUGGAAUUUGAUUCCUUUACGAAGAUCGCAAACGCGCAGGUAAUCGAGAUGGAACGACCACAUGUGUGGACCAGUUCAGUUCAAGUAUCAGAAAGAAUGAGCGAUGACACGGAGAAUGGCAACAAAUCAGUGUUGGCAUCAUUGAAUUUGGCACACAAUCUCUUCAACAGUAUUCCCGUGGCAUUACCAUGCUUGGCUGUAAGCCUAGUGCGAUUGAAUAUGGCAUACAACUCUCUGCGAUCGAUGAGUCACAUCACCUCAUAUCCAGCGAGCCUGAAACAGCUAGAUUUAUCGAAUAAUCAGAUUACGCGUUGGCCGAGUUUGCCGCAGGUUGACAGUUCCGAUAGCAUGGAACAAGCGAAUACAGCCUGCUAUUGUCCAGCCGUCAAUGCGCAAUCUCCCAACAUCGUACCCGGCAAUCGGCAGACCCCUACGUCGAUGCGCGACAUUGUGCUGCAAUCAGUGUGUGCACAUAGACGGCACCUACGGCUAGAAAAUAUGCGUACGUUGAUUCUGGCGAACAAUCUACUGAAUCGUAUCCAGUUAACGUCGUGUGACGACGGCGAAAUGCCGAGUCUAGAAGAAGAGCGAAACGACUCGGACAAGGAUUCAAAAGGAAUCGGACACUCCAGCUCCAAAUCAUAUCUGCUCUUUCCCAAUGUCAGUAUGCUGGACGUUAGUAACAAUCAAUUGCGCGAAAUACCGCACAACAUUUACGAGCUUAAUAAUCUGUCGGUAUUAAAUAUCAGCGGCAACAACGAAAUCGUCGAGCUACCGCCGCAGAUGGGUUUACUGGGACGUUUAUGGAAUCUGAACACACAGGGUUGCCGAUUGCAAGAGCCGCUCAAAUCGAUGAUCGAAUCAAAAAAGUACAAGACGAUGGAUGUGAUUGGUUACCUGAAGUCAAUCCUGGAAGACGCCAAGGCAUAUGCACGCAUGAAGCUGAUGAUUGUUGGUAUCCAAGGAAUCGGCAAGACAAGUCUGCUCGAACAGUUGCGGCAGGAAGGUGAGGUGCCGAACAAGAAGAAGGCGUCCGAGCACUGGGCCAAACGGAUGGGUAACAAGAACAUUAACGCGAAGACUGCUAAGGGUACAACCAUCUCGACGGUGGGUGUAGAUAUCGGCGAUUGGCUUUAUGAGAAGAAAGUGCGUGGACAAUCAUCCCACGGUCCGGUAUAUUUCAGGACCUGGGAUUUUGGUGGCCAGCGCGAGUAUUAUGCAACGCAUCAGUAUUUCCUUUCAAAGCGCAGUCUAUAUCUGGUCGUGUGGCGAAUCACGGACGGUUUCAAGGGCGUAUCCGAAAUCUUUCAGUGGUUAGUGAACAUUCAGAGUAGAGCGCCAAACUCACCGGUUAUUAUCAUCGGCACCCAUUAUGACAUUUUCUACGAGCACAGUGAGGGUCUGCAGCAAUAUAUUCGCGACAAAUUUAUCAAUGUGGUUGAUGCCGAGAAAUGCGGCCUACCCAAGGUCAUGGAAACGAUUGAAGUGAGUUGUAAAACGCGCCACAACAUCAAGAUGUUAUGCAAUCUCAUCUACGAUGUUGUCUUCAGCCUGAGAUCGCCUGGUAGCAAGGAGUUGCUGCUAGAACAGAAGGUUCCAGCUAGUUAUCUAGCACUAGAGGACGUAGUAAUUCAAUUGGCGCACGAUAGGAAGUUGUCCGGCCUAGAUCCUGUGUUAAAAGCCGAUCAGUAUUACGCGGCAGUCAACAACGAACUUCAAAAACUGCACAGAUCAUUUAGAGAUCCCGCCGAAUUGCAUCAGGCGACACUGUUUCUCCAUGAGAACGGUAUAAUCUUGCAUUAUGAUGAUGCUACGUUGAAAGAUCUCUAUUUUUUGGAUCCGCAGUGGCUUUGCGAUAUGCUGGCUCAUGUAGUAACUAUACGGGAGAUUAAUCCAUUCGCAAGAUCUGGUAUAAUGAAGUUGGACGAUAUCCAGCACGUCUUCAAAUCCUCCACGAUAUCGUCGAUCGACACACAAGGCUAUAUCGUCAGUCUGCUCAAUAAAUUCGAAGUUGCACUAACAUGGGAUUGCCGUACAUUGUUGAUACCGUCUCUUCUACCAACUGAGGAGGAUAUUUUGCGCAAUAAUCAAAUUAUCAAAGUGCCGGUGAAGACGCGUGGUUGGCACGUACGCGCCAAGAAGAUCACGUCGCCCAUAUUCACAUGUUUGGGCGCGCCAUCCAGCGAUAAGAGCAACGCUGAGUGCGUACUUACAUCGAGAUCGCAGCCCGACUGUUCCGUCACCAGGCUGUUACUCAUGUCAUACUUCCCCAGCGGCUUCUGGUCCCGAUUGAUUACUCGAAUUCUCGCCGACGAUGCUAUUGUCGAGAUCGUCAUGUCGUUUCUGGCGCCGUUUAAGGACUUUGUCGAUGACAAUAUUUUUGCCAGUCUAUUAGACUUGCAGGCCGAGUGGGUGCUCUGGCAGACAGGAAUUGAGCUGCGAUACUCGGGCAUUACAUUGUUGCGUUUGAAGGAGGUCUGUUACAAUCUGAAGAAUUCACCGUACGACUACAGGCAGUUCAAAUUUAAACUUAAACAGGAUGGCAUUUGGUGCACAGUGGAUUUGCGAAAUUCCGCCAUCCUCGAAAUUUGGUUUCCAGUGGACACUCUGGUAAUUAAGCAACCCAUCAUGUCCGAUUCCGUAGACGAGGAACCAAUGGGCUAUCAGGCAAUCGUAGUAGAACCGCGGAUGGAGAGUAUGCCGCAACUGAUGGCGUUGAUUGUCGAUCACAUCGACAUUCUCCUCGAAGAUUGGUAUCCUACGUUAGGCACACGCUUUGUUCAUACAUCGGAGGGCAAAUUGCUGGUCACCAGACUUAUACCGUGUCCACGCUGUUUGCUCGACAAUACUGAGAGCAGUGACAUCGAAUCGAACGACGGUGACGGUCGACUAAUCGAGGACAUCCAAAAAUAUUGCGCCAUAAAUCGUAGCGAAAGGCAAAGCCAAGACAGCUACAAAUCCGAUGGUGACAGCGGCGUCGGUUACGAUAGUUUGACAUCUAGCAGAAUGCCAUCGCUUGAGGGACAUCCGGACGUAUCGAGGCAACAGACUCCUUCCUCGCAUCUCGAAGGUAUCCUCGCAUACUCUUGGAUGGUGGAGGAAUGCAUAUUGGCAGCGUACAGCAACAAAUCCAUCAGUUGCCCGAGGCACUCGGAGAUCCCAUUGUCGCACGUCGCGCCAGACAUUAUUUUUAUGGAUCUAGGUGCUAAGCAUCUUAUCAAAUCGGAAGACCUUAAACGAGGCAAGCUGCUUGGACGGGGUGCCUUCGGUUUCGUCUUUCGUGGCAACUGCCGAUUACCAGGCACACACGUUCGCGCUGACGUAGCCAUUAAGAUGCUACAACCGGUCUCGCCGGGUCCGAACUCGACGCAGUCAGCAAUACUUGCGUAUAAAGCAUCGCAGAGCAAAUGGGACCGCGACCCAUUACAAUACGCCUGCAAGGCUUAUUGCAUGGCGCGUCAGGAACUCAACAUCUUGCUGACACUCAGACACGCCAAUAUUGUGCCAUUAAUUGGCAUAGUUGUCAGUCCAUUGGCUCUGGUUCUGGAUCUCGCUCCUCAGGGCGCGCUAGACGGCGUCCUGAAAAACUACCGUCGUUCCGGCGCUAAAUUAGAUCCUUAUACGCUGCAGGCAAUAAUCUUACAGGUCGCCAAAGCAGUGGAGUAUCUGCAUCAGCAGCAUGUCAUCUAUCGCGACCUAAAAUCAGAGAACGUCUUAGUGUGGCAGAUACCAUUGCCGUUUCAGGAGAGUUCGGAACCAGUGCACGUCAAAGUCGCUGAUUAUGGGAUUUCAAGGUUGACACUUCCCACGGGAGCAAAGGGUUUCGGGGGCACGGAAGGUUUUAUGGCACCCGAAAUCAUCAGAUACAACGGCGAGGAGGAGUAUACGGAGAAAGUGGAUUCGUUCUCUUUUGGCAUGUUCAUCUACGAGCUGAUUACGCUGCGCCAACCAUUCGAGGGUCACGAGGCAGUGAAGGAAUGCAUUCUGGAAGGUGGUAGACCGCCGCUCAUGUACCGCGAGACUCUCCAUCCAUGUUACGCACUCGAUCUAAUGGUGAUAUGUUGGGCGCAGAAUCCGAAGGAUCGACCAACAGCUAGUCAGAUCGUUUCAAUCGCUUCCGCGCCCGAAUUCACACACCUGAUAGAUGUCACUCUGCUAACGGAGCGCACGCAGGUAACGGCAGUCACCUUGACAAAUCGAGCCGGCAACAGCUCGAAUAGCGACGCAGAUAGCCUGAAUAGUGACGAGAUAUGGUUCGGCCACAACAACGGCGAGGUGGACAUGUUAUUGGGCACUCAGAAGGGUUGGCUGCGUCACGUACGUAUCGAAACGCCUGUAAUACCGUAUGCCAUGUACGGUGUAGAUGGCUACAUCUGGAUCGGCGACAAUGCUGGCCAGGUGCACGUCUAUCUGUGCGGCAACUUUGGCUGCGUGGCUAGCUACAACCUCGAGGCGGAUCACAACAGAGAAUCUAAAGUAGUCGGAUUGAUCCACUUAGAACAAUUGAAACAAUUUGUCGUGGCACUGCACAGCGGUCGUAUCUUCUUAUUGUCCAGCUCAUUCACGCAGAUAAAGAAGACGGAGAUCACCGGCGGUACGGCAGAAGUAACACGACAUAAUGCCGAUAUCAAAACUUAUUCGCUGACGGCGAUUUAUCGAAAGAGACGCAUAGUGGAGCUUUGGGUUGGCCAGAGUUUCGGCCGGAUAUCCGUUUAUACGCUGAAGGACGGCAACCUAAUCGACACGGUACAAUUGUCUCACUCUACCGGGACCGCCAACGAUGCCACCAUGAAGAAUCUUUUCGCCACAUAUCUGACCGGCGCGACCGUCGAGAGCUUCGUCUUUUCGUACACAUAUCCAGGCUGCGUAGUGUACCAGUGGGACGUGGACGGCCGACAGAUCGUCAAUAAACUUGACAUGUCCAAACUGGUGCCUUGCUCCGAAAGUCUCAAGUCUAUUUCUAUCGAGGAGAAUCUGUCGACGGACAAGUGUCAGGUGACCGCGCUCGAGGCCAGCUCCGGUCAGCUGUAUAUCGGCACCACCUGGGGCUGCAUCGUCGUCGCCGAGUGCGGCACUCUGCGACCCGUCACCGUGUUCCGGCCGUUCGAGGGCAAGGUUUGUCAGAUUGUGUCCCUCAAAUCUACCGACAAGAAGAAAGCACUGUUGGCAACCGUCGGCCAGGGCUAUCGCAGCCUGAUCGCACGAUACACCGAUUUCCCGUUGAAGAGUCUGGAGAAUGAAGAACUCAAACAUGGCAUGUAUACUUUGCUGUGGCGAUCGGAAAACUGGUCGUCGGCUUGAUUCUCCCGAAGAUCUUAACGUCCGCAUUCUCGCUCGUCUUCAACGAUGUCUGAUUUCAAGUUUCGUUUAUCUCGUAUACGAAAACAACACAGAACAUGCUGACAGAUUGCAUUUAACCGCCGAAUGCGCGAUGAGACGAUGAAACAGUCCAACUUUCUUCCAAUGAAUACCGGCAGAAAAAGGUUGUAAUAAGCUUUGGUCUGUGCCAAUGUAGACAUUUCGGUAUAAUGAAAUUUCGAAGAGCGAUGAGAUUUAUCGGAUUCUCUUCUCUUUUCGACGAAGCAUUUAAGUGGUGCAAAGUUUAACCGAGUCUUUCUGCGCUCGAAUGAAUCUUAUACGUCCAAUAUUAUUAUAAUGCCUGAUAUAUAACAGGCAUUUGCGGUGCAAAUAAGCGCGCUUGAGAAAGAAAUCAUUUUCAUAGAAUUUAAAAAGAAUAACAAUCUUAAAUGCAAAUUUUAACGCUCGAUUUUUUCGAAGCACGCUUAUUGACAAAUACUCUAUGUAUCGCGUUACAGGCUGUAUGCUAAUUCUUUAGUUCGUCCAAGUUGCAGGAAUUAUCGAAUCAAGAGUGUAAGAGAUUGAGAGAGGGAGAGAAAUAAUCUUAUUUUGUAUAAAACAAAAUUGUAAAGAUGUAUAAGAGUUUAACGAUACUCUAGUAACGUUUUCGUUUGCAUAAGUAUAAUCAGAUGUUACGAUUCGUGGUAUUUAAAUGUUUAUAUAAUGCUUGAAAUAAUGAAAGAAUAGAAACGAGUCCGACAUAUAUUAACUUAUUAAUUAUGCCUUCGCAAUAAGACAACAGCAAAAGAAGAGAAACAUUCUUCAGUAUCCUAUUUGAUAUUAUCUGAGCUGUUUUGGAUAUUUUUUAGCGCUAUUAAUUAAUAAUAUUCACACAUAUCGAGAGAUUUUUAUUUUACUGACAUAAAUUUCACAAUCUUGGAUCGAUAAAAAUAUGAUAUCAAAAUCAUACUCAUAUAUUUCCUUGAAAUUCAGUUGUAACACGUACAAAAUAAUAAAUAAUUUCGUCUUAUCGCGAAAUAUAUGUACGUAAAAGUAUAAAAAUCUAAAUUUUAAGAUUACUGUGGAACACGUUAUAUAAAUAUAUCAGCAUUAUGUUAUUAUAUACUAGAUAUGAGAUUAUACACACGCACACAUACACAUUAGAAGCACUUCGCUCAAUUGAAUCAUUAAAUUUUCAUUCAUGUUUUAAUUAUAAAGAAAUAAUUAAUGUAUCCCAAGUGCGUAAUGAAUGUGAUACGAGGUACUCAGCGAAAGAAAGAACGUAAGAUAUCGAAAGUUGUUACAUUAUUUUUAAUAAUGAUGUUCUCUAAUUGUGUUUUUUUUAACAAGUAGCUCUUCAGAUUUUUUAGAAAUUUUGUCUUAUUGGGAGAUACUCGGCUCUUAAAAUUAAACAUUCUGCAGAGGAUAGUUCUUAUAUUAGUAUCGUAACAUAAAAAAAGAAAGUGAACAAUGUAUGUAUGUAUGUACGAUUUACAUGUCGCGCGUAUAAUACAUUUUUUUUAAAUAGCAUUUAAAAGACUAGAUUAAUGUUAUUUCUAGAAAAUGUGACAAGAUCGGCCGAAUCUUUCUAAUAUUAUAUAUAAUGCAUACGGCUUGCCCUCCAUAAAUUCUGAACCAGCACAUUCGAUACAUACAUUGAUACGUUAAAUGCCGUAAGGCUUACUGGUGAUAGCCAAAUUAGUGAAAAUGCUUGUAAUAGAUAUAACAAAAUACUCAAAUUUUUGAACAACAUUAACGUUAUAAUAAUUAUAUAAAAUAGCAACAUAUGACAAAAUAUGCAAAAUUUAGUUGAUAUUAAAUGUAUUAUA
This is a messenger RNA of Cataglyphis hispanica, 10063 nucleotides long. It is a transcript of the gene Lrrk, whose product is annotated as leucine-rich repeat serine/threonine-protein kinase 1. Lineage: Eukaryota; Metazoa; Arthropoda; Insecta; Hymenoptera; Formicidae. Bases 771 to 8237 code for a protein of 2488 amino acids. Gene Ontology annotation, biological process: protein phosphorylation. The record is from RefSeq and is a predicted model, not a curated record. Gene Ontology annotation, molecular function: protein binding; ATP binding; protein kinase activity. The transcript is spliced from 4 exons.